GUUGGUCAAAUGCAACUGCGCAGAGCACGGGGAAUCUGGCGAGGAAAAUCAAGAUGGCGUUUACCAAGUGUCAGAGGUUAUAGUUCUCUGGAACGAUAGCAAUUAUGAGCAGAUUAAGAAGAAUUGUUAAUAAAGUACCUGGAAGAAGGUUUCUAGGUAACUAUCGCUUUUUACCAUUUUUCGUUCUCGCCGGUGCUUUGAUGGAGUUUACCAUGAUAAAGUGGCACGUUGGAGAGGUUAACUUUUACAAGACAUAUAAGAAGAACUGCAUACGAGAUGCAGUUGAAGAAAAAUUAAGACAACACCACCCUGAAUUGUAUGCGAAAAACUGAAAGCCGCUGCUAAAGCUUGUGUCUAUGAUUUUAGUAAUGGCAAGCAAAAUAUAGACACUUGGUAUUGCAAUCCUCCAGCGAGUGAAAGUAUUGCUCGCCUACAAGACUUGUGUUCAUAAGCGAAAGAUUUACAUAAGUUUGAAAAGGGAAUCGAGAAGCAGCAGAAGUCAUAGAUAAAGUGUAAUUCAUGUAAAACAGAAGAACGUAGAGAACUAUAAUAAAUAAAAUU
This is a messenger RNA of Nomia melanderi (Alkali bee), 561 nucleotides long. RefSeq names its product ubiquinol-cytochrome c reductase complex assembly factor 5. The record is from RefSeq and is a predicted model, not a curated record. NCBI's taxonomy places the organism in Eukaryota, Metazoa, Arthropoda, Insecta, Hymenoptera, Halictidae.